Messenger RNA from Ectocarpus sp. CCAP 1310/34, 3371 nucleotides. Lineage: Eukaryota; Phaeophyceae; Ectocarpales; Ectocarpaceae. The record is from the annotation of a GenBank genome assembly.
UAACAAUCAAGCAUGGUUAUUAUUUGUCAUAUACCAUUGCCCACCACCGUCGCGUGCUCUAUCCAGUACAACAAGCGGAAUAGGCACAGCAAGCAGGAGUCAGCAGCAGCGAGUUGUUGCUGCGACCAAGAGCCACCACUGCAAAGCGGACGGGGAGAGAGAUAAGGCAAUUGUUCACCAUCGUCUGUGGAGCAAGUGUCUUCGUGGCUGGAUAGCGGUGAGGCGGCACAAGCUGGAGCUGUAACUCCCCGUUGGAACGGGGCUGUUGACCCAAUCCGCACGGUGCGUUGUUAACCUUAGGCAUCUUUGCUGGGGGAAGAUGAACGACAGGCUAGGCGAGCUCACGGGUGGGGGUGGAGGCGGUUCAAGUGUUGCACCCUUUGAGAUCGCAAUCGACAUCAAUGAUAACGGGGAUGGCGGCGGCGGCGGCGGCGGUGGCGGCGGAGGGUUCAUGGAAGGGUUCUUCGACAAGGUUAACGCAGUCAAGAAAGACAUUGACGCCGUCAAGAAGGCGUGCACAGAUCUGGACACGUUGACGCAACAGGCGACUUUAACGUCUAGCGCCACGGUGGAAGCUGAUGCCAAGUCCCAGAUCAACACCACCAUCGCCAACACGAAUAAUCGUGUGGCGCACGCGAAGGGCCUGCUGCAGGCGAUGCGAGAGGAAACGGAGGCCAUGAAGAAGGACCCGUCCAGGGCGAAACCGUCGGAAGUGCGAGUCCGAGAAAACCUGCAGAACACGCUGACGAGAAAGUUCGUCGACCUUGCGAAAGACUACCAAAAUCGGCAGAACAAGUACAAGACGUCGGUGAAGAAGAAGGCGGAGCGACAAAUCCUCGCUGUGAAACCGUCAGCCACCGAAGAGGAACUUACGACCGUCUUCGAGCAGGAGGACGGUGUUCAAAGAGUAAUGGAGGCGGCGAUUUUGCAGCAAGGGGACCCGGUCGAGGUGACACACGUUCUGGAGGAGGUGAAGGACACGUAUCACGACGUGCGGCGAUUGGAGGCCUCCAUCCUGGAACUGCACAAGAUGUUCAUGGACCUUGCGCUACUCGUCGAUCGCCAGGGGGAGAUGUUGGACCAGAUCGAGUACCAGGUGAAAUCUGCAUCGGAUUACGUCAAAGAUGCUAACACGGACAUCGCGCACGCCAUCGACUCCUCGAAGAAGAUUCGAAAACGGCAGUGCUGUAUGAUCAUCAUCGUGCUUAUCAUCAUCGCGAUCAUCGUACUCGCAGUCUUCGUGAUAGGCUUGUAGUCCCCCCGCCGUCGCUCACGACGCACAUACGGUACAUACGCAUAGUAGCUUAAUGUUUUUUCGUCUUGUUUUCUGCCAGAAUCACUUGUUGCAUUCUGGUCGAGAACCCUCUUCGCAAGGCAGGGUGCAGGUAUACAUGCCACCCGUGGCUGAUCCGUGGGGUUUGCUUCUCGUAAAGAGCGCCUCCGUUGCGUGCUCGCGAACGACCGUGCCCCCCCACUCGGAGUGCUCUUUGCGAAGGAAACGGCGUCGCCCCUUAUGUUCUGGGUGCUUUGUUAGCAGCCAUAUCGGGGAACGCAAAGCGGCGAUGGGCCAAAAACCCCUAGUGGUUACCUAAUGUGAGAUUGGGGAUCUAAUAGGUAUCACAGGAAGAUGGGUAAGGUCUUUUGUGAGUCCCGAAGACCACCAACCACCGACGAGCUGCGAAUAUUGUCCUUUUUUCAUACUUGAAGACCCUGAAGUCGAAGCCGAGUACCGCUGGGUUUUUGAGGACCAGACCCUAUUUGUACCGUAGGUUGCGUAAGAUAUCACACCUUUUGACCGAUUUUCAGAGCUCGAUUACUCCACGCCGAAGAUGAUGCCGAAAUUGAAGUAUUCGUUAUCGGAAAGCUCUCGACGAGACGGGUCCAACGCCGCCCUUUUCGACACCGUCACCGCUGUUCCUGCCGAAUAAUCGAGCUUGGAAAAGUAAAAUGUUCCAAGGGGUGUGAUAUCUUAUGCAACGUACGGAAACACUGCUCUGGUCGAUUGGGGGUUGUGCCUGCGUUGUUGGGUCUUGUGUGCAGCCAUGGAGCAAUCCCCCCGUCUCUCCUCCUUUUACUUUUGCCCAUCUUCUUGUCGUCAGCGACGACGACGGCGUAACCAGGGUUUCCAUCGAAGACUUGUGUCAUGGAAGGACUACUUUGAUUCCGGCCACUAUCUCGAUUCACCCGUUGUGAGAUACGGAUAAAGGUCUUCCCUGUUUUCUUCUUACGUUGUGGCGUGCAGCUAUUUGCAAGCACAUGUUUUCGUGUGUUUUCGUGUGCAGUAGCAGCGAAAGGUGUGCAUUCCCAAUUUUUGGGAGUAAGAGCAAGGGUGGUUGUGCGGGUGAUGGACCAAGAAGGAACGACGACGCAAUGUGUUUGUUCCUCCACGUGGACGUUCGUUCUUCGCGGUGAUUGUCUUGUUUCCUGCGUUGGUCUUUUUUCUGCGUCCUCCCCAAUGGAAAACGUGCUUGUAGCCCUCUGAGCGUUGAUAUCAGCGAUGUCUCAUAAUGAUUUUUUUGUUUGUUUUGGAGGUGAGCGGAAUGAGCGUUAUCAUCGGCAGGAAGGCGUUGUGUCAGCCCGACCUCGGUUCACUGGACCGCGCCUUGUCUUUGUGGUGGUGGUCGCGACAUCUUGAGCGAGGGAAGUUGUACAGCGUAUCUCCGACGCUUGUCCGGCUCUCAUCAACUGGGGAGGAGAGUCUCAAUUUUCGGCGUGUUGCGCGACUCCGUUUCGUUUUUUUUUUUUCGUGGCACGCCCGGGCUUUCCUGGCAUGUCACGUCACCAGCAACGUGACGAGCUAGCGUUGUGGCGCAACGUGUCUCGUGUGGAGUAUUUUUUUCGAACCACGCUGUGGGUGUGUUUGUUGGUGUUCGCUUCAGCAUUGUACCAAUUAGCAGGUGUCGCGGACGUGUACACCAGGACGUGUGUGUGGGAGGUGGGCAAACAAACAGUUGUUGUAUGAUGUCAGCUAUGAAUCAAAUGUUGGAAAUCGCGCGUCAAGUCAAGCUGGCUUGGCUGGUGCGCUCAAUUUUCAAAGGAUGGCGCUACUACAGCAGCAUGUUUCUUUUUUUGAGGGGGGAGGGGGCUACCAUGGUGAGACAGGUAUGUGGGCAGGCGGUGUAGGCAGGGUACAUACGAAGGCUGUGUAUCGUUUCCCUUGUGGGAGAGUCAAACCGCCCCCUUCGAUCUCGCGUAUUGUCCGGGUAGCAAGUGAAACGGUAUUUAUUGGUAGAUAACAGAACAGAGGAGAUUAGACUAAACGAAGUGACAAAUGCUCGCGAAUCGAGGCACGCGCCUUUUCCGAGCACCAAUAUUUGCCUUGCCGGUGUACGUUUUGUAUGGGGCGUAGCCCCUUACACGCCACCGCAGCA